AUGUUCAUUAAGGUCGCCAUCCUCUUCGCUGCUCUUGCAGCAGUCAAAGCCAGCGUUCUCCUCGGACAUGCGGCUCUGGUAAACACCGGAGUCAGUGCUAGAUCUCAAACCCAAGAUGCAUACGGCAACUACGCUUUCAGCUAUGACAUCAAGGACGGACUCGGUGCCACCAACUCCCGAUCUGAAGUAGGCGAUGCCCACGGAAACAAGAAGGGAUCCUACACCCUCGCUGACAUUGACGGAAGGGCCCGACGAGUCGACUACGUCGCUGAUGGACACGGAUUCCGAGCCGUUGUUAAGACCAACGAACCUGGAACCGCCGCCAGUGCUCCAGCUGCCGCCCUCAUCGCCAGCCCCUACGCCGGACCUGUCGCCCCAGUUGUCAACCACGUAGCCCCUGCUGCUGUCUUUGUUGGAGAUGCUGCCUCCUACGCUGCUCCAUUAGCUGUUGCCGCCCUAGCUGUCGCUGCUCCUGUUGCUUAUGGUGGCGUUCUCGGACAUGGAGCUGCCGUCGCCGCCCCUGUAGCUUAUGGUGGAGUGAUUGGACACGGUGCCUCUCUUGGUCUUGGCGCUCCUCUUGGAUUCGGAUAUGGUCUGGGAUAUGGUAAAGCUCUCAUCCAUUAA
Molecule: messenger RNA, 624 nt
Organism: Argiope bruennichi
Lineage: Eukaryota; Metazoa; Arthropoda; Arachnida; Araneae; Araneidae
Product: adult-specific rigid cuticular protein 15.7-like
Exons: 3
Coding region: 1-624 (207 amino acids)
Cellular component (GO): chitin-based extracellular matrix
Molecular function (GO): structural constituent of chitin-based larval cuticle
Source: RefSeq, a predicted model, not a curated record